AUGGUGGUGCCAUGGGGCUAUUUGGAAGUGGUAAAUGCACCUCAAAGGCCACCCUGGAGGGAAAAACCGCACUCAUCACGGGAGCCAAGAGCCAACGCUGGAAUCGGCUACGAGACGGCGAAAGAUUUCCUGAAGAGAGGUGCGCGGGUGAUUAUGGCGUGCAGAAAUGUGCAACUGGCGGAAACGGCAGCCGGCAAUUUGCUCAGCGAAAUUCCUGGCAGCGAUAUUCGCGUGGUGCAGCUCAACCUGGCGUCGCUCAGGUCGGUCAAGGAGUGCGCCGAGGAAAUACUUAAAUCCGAGCCGAAAAUUCACCUGCUCAUCAAUAACGCUGGCGUUAUGGCCUGUCCUUACGAGAAAACCGAGGAUGAACUAGAGAUGCAGUUCCAAACGAUUCACCUGGGCCACUUUCUACUGACACGAAUUUUGCUGCCAAAGGUGUUGGAAAGUGCUCCUGCGAGGAUCGUUAAUAUUUCAGGUGGAGCCCAUUAUGCGGGCAGGGUAAACUUUGAGGACCUCCAGUCAACACGCUCAUACAACUCGGUGCUGGCCUACAACCAGAGCAAGUUAUGUAACUUGCUGUUCACCCUUGAGCUGCAGGAGCUGCUCAAAGACACGGGCGUGGUCGCCUACGCCGUGCACCCUGGUGUGGUGGCCACUGAGCUGGGCCGCCACGUUCCCGGUGGGUGGCUCUUCCAGAAGUUGGGCUGGAUCCUCAAAAACCCAGUGCAGGGAGCGCAAACCACCCUGCACUGCGCCCUGGACGAGAAACUCGCCGAGCAGAACGGCCUUUACUUUAGUGACUGCAGCCCAGCAAGAGCUUCUGGACGGGCGAGGAAUAAGGAUGACGCGAAGAAACUGUGGGAAGUGAGCGAGGACCUCGUUAAGAAUUUCAUUUAAUUAAGAGACAUUCUGAACAAAUAUAACGCAAUUUUAUCCUCUCUACAAAGCAUGACAAGUGGAAUCCUAAAAGCAGACACCAAUUUUUGUAAAUAUUAUAAGUUGGAAAAAAUACUAUAAUAUGUGUUUUAAUUUUAGUGAUUGAUCUAAAUAAACCUGUUGA
Messenger RNA from Cloeon dipterum, 1060 nucleotides. Its product is annotated as retinol dehydrogenase 12-like. The coding region runs from base 1 to 897 and encodes 298 amino acids. The record is from RefSeq and is a predicted model, not a curated record. NCBI's taxonomy places the organism in Eukaryota, Metazoa, Arthropoda, Insecta, Ephemeroptera, Baetidae. The transcript has 6 exons.